AGGAAAUGGAACCAGAAAAGACGCUCGGUCGAUCCGGAUGGGCUAGAGACAACUUGUUACAAUGCAAGCUAGGCAACCAACUGCGUUGUAACACGUCGCACAUUUUGUAUUUAUGUGAAACAGUGAAGGGUAUUAUACUAUUAUCCUCUGUUCUAGUUUACAGGUUUUACCUUUUGCAAAAAGAAGAUACGACUGACGAGAGGAACUCGGUGGAAGAAGAGAAGGGAAUGUCUCAGCUCAGAAUCGGUCGUUUCAGAUUUGUGUUUAAAGAGAAAUCGUCGGAGCUUAACAUGAAGCGAGAAUCAAUUUCCAUGGUGGUCAAUGGUGAUCUGGAAGCCAAACCAAGUAGCGUUAUUAAAUGGUUAGAACUAGAAUUUGCAGGAGGAAAGAGUUCGUUUUAUCCCUUUUGCCAACUUCUUCUGCAAAAAACUAAUGAACCUUUUAUUCCAGUUGAUGGUCUCAAACUGACCCAGGUGAUGCUUUCGAAAUGCAGAAUUUAAAUAAGAACCUCAAAGACGCUUUUGAAAUGCUUUCGGGUUAAGGUUGCUUUUGAGUUUUGAUAUUUAAUCUGCUGAAGGUGUGAAACUUUUUUUCUCGCCCACUGGUCGGGUGAUCUUUGCUGCGUGUGGAAGCUAUGUAAAACUUA
This is a messenger RNA of Nelumbo nucifera (sacred lotus), 646 nucleotides long. NCBI's taxonomy places the organism in Eukaryota, Viridiplantae, Streptophyta, Magnoliopsida, Proteales, Nelumbonaceae. The record is from RefSeq and is a predicted model, not a curated record.